AUGAACACCUGGAAUUACACAAAUAAGCCUGAUUUCAUUCUCAUGGGGCUGACAGAUUCCAAGGAGAUCCAGCUGGUCCUCUCUGUGAUUUUUCUCCUGAUAUACUUGGUCACUGUGCUGGGGAACAUAGGCAUGAUGCUGAUUAUUUGUCUUGAUGCCCAGCUUCACACUCCGAUGUAUUUCUUCCUCACCCACCUGUCAUUCCUUGAUCUCAGUUACUCAACUGUCAUCACACCUAAAACCUUAGAGAACCUGCUGACUUCAAACAAGAGCAUUUCCUUCAUAGGCUGCUUCACUCAAAUUUACUUUUUUGUCCUUUUUGCCACUACUGAGUGUUUUCUUCUGUCUUCGAUGGCCUAUGAUCGGUAUGUAGCUAUCUGCAACCCUCUACACUAUUCAUUUGUUAUGACCAGCAGAUUCUGCAGUGCCCUUCUUACUGGCUCAUAUGUGCUUGGAGCUGUGGAUUCAACUGUUAAUAUGAUAUGCAUGCGCACACUGGAUUUCUGCAAGUCUAAUGUCAUCCAUGACUUCUUUUGUGACGCACCCCCACUUAUAGCCCUGUCUUGCAGCAACACGCAUGAUAUUGAAAUCACUAUAUUUGUUUUUGCUGGAUCUACCCUACUGUUGUCCCUUAUUACAAUAUCUGUGUCUUAUGUGUCCAUUCUUUCUACUAUUUUGAAGAUCAAUUCAACUACCGGAAAACAAAAGGCCUUCUCAACUUGUGUCUCUCAUAUCCUGGCAGUUACCAUAUUUUAUGGAACCUUAAUCUUUACUCAUUUAAAAUCAAAUAAGUCCUCCUCCAUGGGAAUGGACCAAGUGGCAUCUGUUUUCUAUACUAUUGUGAUCCCCAUGCUGAACCCAUUCAUUUACAGUCUCAGAAACAAAGAAGUGAAAUGUGCUGUCAGUAGAGUCAUAAAGAAAAGAGAGAGAGCUCUGGACAAAUAA
This is a messenger RNA of Peromyscus leucopus (white-footed mouse), 945 nucleotides long. Its product is annotated as olfactory receptor 8H1-like. Gene Ontology annotation, cellular component: membrane. The record is from RefSeq and is a predicted model, not a curated record. The transcript has a single exon. Gene Ontology annotation, molecular function: G protein-coupled receptor activity; odorant binding; olfactory receptor activity. Bases 1 to 945 code for a protein of 314 amino acids. Lineage: Eukaryota; Metazoa; Chordata; Mammalia; Rodentia; Cricetidae. Gene Ontology annotation, biological process: G protein-coupled receptor signaling pathway; sensory perception of smell.